Molecule: messenger RNA, 798 nt
Organism: Colletotrichum truncatum
Lineage: Eukaryota; Fungi; Ascomycota; Sordariomycetes; Glomerellales; Glomerellaceae
Product: GTP-binding protein
Cellular component (GO): cytoplasm
Molecular function (GO): ATP hydrolysis activity
Source: RefSeq, a predicted model, not a curated record
AUGGAGAAAUGGGGCUCGAUCAGAAGGCGCCACAUGGCCAUCAAAGCGACGGCUAUCGAGACGCUACAGGGUCAGUUUUCUGGUUACGGAAGUACAUCCAACGUUGUUGCACGCGCGCUGGAUCGAUUAGGUAUCAAGGAGCCGCUCGAGAAUUGGGAUGAGGCGACCAUCGAUCGGGUGGUCAACGCCUUCACAGACGAAAAGUUUCCAACAGUCAUCGCUUUGAACAAAAUCGACCACCCUGAUGCCGACAAGAACAUUGCGAAAAUCGCAAAAAUGCAGGACCCCAACACGAUCGUACUUUGUUCAGCUAUCUCGGAGAUUUUCUUGCGUAAGAUGGCCAAGCAGGGAUAUAUCAAGUAUACAGAAGGCAGCGAGUUCGUCGACACACGGGAGGAUCUUAUUGAGCAGGGAGACCCCACGGGAGGUGGCCUUAAGGAGCUGGACGAGAAGAACCGCAACCGGAUAGAGAACCUCAAAGAUAUGGUGCUCUACCGGUUCGGAUCAACCGGCGUGGUGCAGGUGCUAAGCAAGGCAGCUGACAUCCUGGGUCUUGUACCGGUGUUUCCAGUGCGCAACACAUCAACGUUCCAGUCCGGUGCCUCCGAAUCUAAGUUUGUUUUCCGAGACUGCGUGCUGGUAAAGAAGGGCACAACGGUGGGCGAGGCGGCCCGCAAAGUCAUGGGCGACGCGCCUAUCGCGUACAUCGAGGGCGCUGGGGGUAUCAGAGUGGCAGAGGACGACCUUGUCGCGGUCGGCAAGAACGAUGUCCUGUCGUUCAAGGUGGGAAGAGGUUGA